AAUUAAUACACAUCAAAUCGACCAUCAUCAUGUCUUCUGGACUCACUCGUACUCUCAACAACGGCGUCAAGAUCCCUGCCGUCGGUUUCGGUACCUUCGCCAAUGAAGGCUCCAAGGGCGAGUCUUACAAGGCUGCACUUCACGCACUGAAGACUGGCUACAGACACCUUGACUGCGCCUGGUUCUAUCAGAACGAAGACGAGGUUGGCGCAGCCGUCCGCGAUUUCCUCAAGGAAAACUCAAGUGUCAAGCGCGAGGACAUCUUUGUCUGCACAAAGGUGUGGAACCACCUUCAUGAGCCUGAGGAGGUCAAGUGGUCUUUCCAGAACUCGCUGGACAACCUCGGCCUCGACUACAUUGAUUUGUUCCUUGUCCACUGGCCCAUCGCUGCCGAGAAGGAUGACAAGAACAUGCCCAAGCUGAACGAGAAGGGCCAAUAUGUCAUCAAGGAGGAGUUGACCAAGAACCCCGAGCCCACCUGGAGAGCCAUGGAGGAGAUCUACGCAUCUGGCAAGGCCAAGGCCAUUGGUGUAUCCAACUGGACCGUUGAUGGUUUGAAGCAGCUCCUGUCUUUCGCCAAGGUCAAGCCCACCGUCAACCAGAUCGAGAUUCACCCCUUCCUGCCCAACACCGAGUUGGUCGAUUACUGCUUCUCCCAGGACAUCAUGCCUGCCGCUUACUCGCCUCUCGGUUCCCAGAACCAAGUUCCUUCCACUGGUGAGAAGGUCAACACCAACCCCGUCCUUAACGAGAUCGCCGAGAAGGGUGGGAACUCCCUUGCCCAAGUCCUCAUCGCAUGGGGCUUGAGAAGAGGUUACGUCGUUCUCCCCAAGAGCUCCACCCCCUCAAGAAUCGACAGCAACUUCAAGAGCAUCGAGCUCUCCGACGCCGACUUCGAGGCUGUCAACAAGGUUGCCGAAGGCCGCCACACUCGUUUCGUGAACAUGAAGGACACUUUCGGCUACGACGUUUGGCCUCAAGAGUCCUCGUAAGCGAAUUGAUUGAUCUGAUGACCGAGGAUCAAUUGAACCUGAAUCGAAUUUUCGACGUCCUGGUGACGGAAGGCGGAGUUUCAUUGGCGAAAACAACAAAAGUUUGUUCGACCUAUGGCGAUCGGUAGCUGGUCCUACCAAAGACCGGCGAUGCGGAGAGAUGUUUCCAUGAAAGAGUUACCUACUGUUGAUACCAAUACGAUUGCACGUUUUUCUUCUUC
Molecule: messenger RNA, 1213 nt
Organism: Aureobasidium pullulans EXF-150
Lineage: Eukaryota; Fungi; Ascomycota; Dothideomycetes; Dothideales; Saccotheciaceae
Product: Aldo/keto reductase
Exons: 3
Coding region: 30-992 (320 amino acids)
Cellular component (GO): cytosol
Molecular function (GO): aldose reductase (NADPH) activity
Source: RefSeq, a predicted model, not a curated record